This is a messenger RNA of Camelus dromedarius (Arabian camel), 2392 nucleotides long. It is a transcript of the gene THRSP, whose product is annotated as thyroid hormone responsive. Gene Ontology annotation, biological process: regulation of lipid biosynthetic process. The coding region runs from base 362 to 832 and encodes 156 amino acids. The record is from RefSeq and is a predicted model, not a curated record. The transcript is spliced from 2 exons. Lineage: Eukaryota; Metazoa; Chordata; Mammalia; Artiodactyla; Camelidae. Gene Ontology annotation, cellular component: cytosol.
ACGGAGCUGCACACUAGGACACAGGCAGCCAAGAGGCAGCUUGGUCUCAGAUGAUCUGAGAAAAUUAAUGAUUACCCUGGGGUCAAGUGCAUCAGUUGCCAAAGGGAAAGGCUUCCUUCUAACUGGCCCAGCGAGCUCAUGAAGGAGGAGUUGAGGCAGUCAUGGAGCGCUGAAGUCUGGCAGUUCUGUCCCUGAGCAGGUGAAUCACCUGAUACCAACGCUGGGACCCAAGCCCUGGGAUUGGCCUAAAAGAGGGCUGUGUACCUACUGGUUGGGCCUUGGCAUCCUGUCAAACUGCUGUGCAUCCAGACAUAAAAAUAACAGCCUGGAAAUAGUUCUGGGGCAGUCUGCUGGACUCAGCAUGGGAGAGAAAGCCACCAUGCAGAUGCUGACCAAGUGCUACCCCAAGAACAGCCUGCUGACUGUCAUGGACCGGUACUCGGCCGUGGUGCGCAACAUGGAGCAGGUGGUGAUGAUCCCCAGUCUUCUGCGGGACGUGCAACUGAGUGCGCAUGGCUGCCAGGUCCAGGCGGGGGCCCCCGAUCUCUACAACUGCUUCACCAUGCUCAAGGCCAUCCGUGUGGACGUGGACAAUGGGCUGCUGCCCCGGGAUGAGUGGCAGGCCAAGGUGGCAGCUGGCAAACCUGACGAGGCUGAGAAUGAAGCUGCAGAGACAGAGGAGGCCGGGGAGGAGAGGGUCUCGGGGAAGCUGGACCUGGAAUCUCAGUUCUACCUGCACUUCUCCAGCCUUCAUCACAUCCUCACCCACCUGACCCUGAAAGCUGAGGAAGUGACGAGGAAAUACCAGGAGAUAAUGGGACAGGCCAUGUAGGCCUGGACUCCAGACAAGCUUACUCUGCAUGAUAGAAAGCAGACUCUGUGAUGAGGACACGGAACAGUUUACUAGCCCUGAUUACAGGACCAGAAAGACCUGGACCUGCAGCUGGAAGUGAAGGCGCCUGCGAUGCCUGGGAUGCUUCUCCUCUUUCCUCUGAGAACCAAUUCGUGGACUCAUCACUGAGUCACCUUUAGGAUGCUUGUUGCUAUUCACAACUCUCCUCACUCCUCUAACCAGCUGGGGGUGGUAGCCAGUAGUUCAACAGGGACCAGAUGUCACCUGGUUAGUGUGGUACAGGAGAAAGAGAAGUUUUAGCAUCUGACUAACCGAAGUUCACAUCCCUCCUCUUGGCAGUCAUUCACUGUGAUCUUGGGCAAGUUAUUUAAUCCAGUGGAGCCUAAAUUUCCUCAUCUAUAAAAUGGCUAUAGUAUUACCUACCUCAUAAAGUUAUGAAAAUUUAACAAGAGAAUGACUCAAAAGCAUCUGGCAUACGAGAGCUAUUAUUACAGGUGGAUUUCCUCCCCCCACCCUCACCACGUAUUUGUUCUAGCCCUCCCUUACUGUUCUCUAGAACUAGCAGAGUCCCUGGAAUCUGAGUGAGUGGCUCACACCCUUAUACUUGCCAAGCACAGGUGAACUAUAAGCCUAUAUUGCAGUAGCAGUUAAAAAACACUUUGUAUUUAUACGUAUUUUAAUCAACUUCUACUUUCUCAGACAUGACUUCAUUUUUAACAAAUGGGACUCAAGAGAAAAGGAACUCAUUUGAUUUUGCCCAGAAACCAUCUGCUUAUAUUCAUACUGCCACCUAAUUUAAAACCACACUUAAAUAAACAAUUUUAUUAAUCUCCAAAUAUCAAUCUGAUUAUAGAAUCCGAGCUUGGAAACAAGAAUGUUUUGGACAAGCAUUUUAACUUGAUAAGCCAUUAAGAGUAUACUCCUCCUAGUCAGGUGGGACCUUUUACUUCUAACUGCACCAAGCCCCACCGUAGACUGCGUUAGCCACCCAGCCCACUUUUCCCAGGACGAUCAGUCUGAGAGUGGAGACCCCUUUACAGUAUCAGUCUUCUAGCUGCUCUCCUGGUCUUGAGUCUCCUCCUCCUAAACCACCCUCUGUGUUAUUGCGGAGAGCUUAGCAAUACAAACCUGACCAUGUUAUUCCUAUUUAAAACCCUUCAGUGACUUCCCACUACCUACAGGAUCAAGUCAAAAUUAUUCUGCACAACUCACAAAACCCUCCAUAAUCUGGCUUGCUUUGUUUCAUUUUGCAAUAGAACUGGAGCAGGCAAAAUUCUUCUGUGAAGGACCAUAUGUUAAGUAUUUCACGUUUUGCAGGCCACAGGGUCUGUCACGACCACUCAACUCCACUGCUGUGGCGUGGAAGCAGCCACACACACAUACACCAGUAAGCCUGGCUGUGUUCCAGGAAAACUGUAGGCGUGAGCUGGAUAUGGCCCACGAGGUAGUCUGCCAACUCCGAACCACAGCUAAACCCCAUUUUAAAAUCUGCUAGAUGUCUUCUUAAAACUCAAUAAAUGGAAACUGACCAUUCUCCAA